Messenger RNA from Fukomys damarensis (Damara mole-rat), 2901 nucleotides. It is a transcript of the gene Suv39h1, whose product is annotated as suppressor of variegation 3-9 homolog 1. The record is from RefSeq and is a predicted model, not a curated record. Lineage: Eukaryota; Metazoa; Chordata; Mammalia; Rodentia; Bathyergidae. Gene Ontology annotation, cellular component: nucleus. Gene Ontology annotation, molecular function: zinc ion binding; protein binding; histone H3K9 methyltransferase activity. The coding region runs from base 16 to 1245 and encodes 409 amino acids. The transcript is spliced from 6 exons.
CUAGAGUACCUCAUUAUGAAUUUAAGCUGCAGUGUGUGUUGCAAGUCCUCUUGGAAUCAGCUGCAGGACCUGUGCCGCCUGGCCAGGCUCUCCUGCCCUGCCCUUGGCGUCUCUAAGAGGAACCUCUAUGACUUUGAAGUCGAGUACCUGUGUGAUUACAAGAAAAUCCGCGAACAAGAGUAUUACCUGGUAAAGUGGCGUGGAUACCCUGACACAGAGAGCACCUGGGAGCCACGGCAGAAUCUCAAGUGUGUGCGCAUCCUCAAGCAGUUCCACAAAGACUUAGAAAGGGAGCUGCUCCGGCGGCACCACCGGUCAAAGCCACCCCGGCACCUGGACCCAAGCUUGGCUAACUACCUGGUACAGAAAGCUAAGCAGAGGCGGGCGCUUCAGCGCUGGGAGCAAGAGCUCAAUGCCAAGCGGAGCCACCUGGGACGCAUCACAGUGGAGAAUGAGGUGGACCUGGAUGGUCCCCCACGGGCAUUUGUGUACAUCAAUGAGUACCGAGUUGGUGAGGGUAUCACUCUCAACCAGGUGGCCGUGGGCUGUGAGUGCCAGGACUGUCUUUGGGCACCCACUGGAGGCUGCUGCCCUGGAGCAUCCCUGCACAAGUUUGCCUAUAACAACCAGGGCCAGGUGCGGCUGCGAGCUGGGCUCCCCAUCUAUGAGUGCAACUCACGCUGCCGCUGUGGCUAUGACUGCCCCAACCGUGUAGUACAGAAGGGCAUCUGCUAUGACCUCUGCAUCUUCCGCACAGAUGAUGGGCGCGGCUGGGGUGUCCGCACACUUGAGAAGAUCCGCAAGAACAGCUUUGUCAUGGAAUACGUGGGAGAGAUCAUUACCUCAGAGGAGGCAGAGCGGCGGGGCCAGAUCUACGACCGUCAAGGUGCCACCUACCUCUUUGACCUGGACUAUGUGGAGGACGUGUAUACUGUGGAUGCCGCCUAUUAUGGCAACAUCUCCCACUUUGUCAACCAUAGUUGUGACCCCAACCUGCAGGUAUACAACGUCUUCAUAGAUAACCUUGACGAGCGGCUGCCCCGCAUCGCUUUCUUUGCCACAAGAACCAUCCGGGCAGGCGAGGAGCUCACCUUUGAUUACAACAUGCAAGUGGACCCCGUGGACAUGGAAAGUACCCGCAUGGACUCCAACUUUGGCCUGGCUGGGCUCCCCGGCUCCCCUAAGAAGCGGGUCCGUAUUGAAUGCAAGUGUGGGACUGAGUCCUGCCGCAAAUACCUCUUCUAGUCUUGAGAAGUCUGAAGCCAGACUGACUGAGGGGGCCUGACGUCACCUGCCCUUCCCCCACCGCUGCCCUCCUGUUGGGGAGUGACUGCCCGGCCCUCUCACCUGCCUCCACCUGCCCCCACCUGCUCCAGGGUCAAGGCUUCGUUGAAAACUGAGUCCAGGAGUCCUCUUUCUGUGUUCCAUCCCCUCUGUGGGUUGCACUUACAAACCCUCACCCACCUUCAGAGUACAUCGAUCACAAUAAGAUUUCUUGCAGUUAGGAUUGGGGCCUACUGUGGAGGUCCAGGGGGUGAAGACUCAGCCCAGGGCCAGAAUAAAAAGAUGUUUGUUUUUGUACCUGCUUCUGCCUGGAGCCUGAGGGCCCUGCUGCAGGCCUCCCUCCAACCCCAAGGGUAUAAGAGAGCAACCCCAGGGAAGGCAGACUUCUUAGGGGAGAAUUCCCAGCUGCAGCAAAGCUGGUUGUCCCAACUACAAAAGCCUUUGUACUAAUGAUGGAAAUGGAGGUCUCCUGGGUUGGGGACUGAGGCUGGUUGGUACUGGCAGUAAGACCCGUGGAGGCUCUGUCAGGACUGCCCAUCUGAGAAGCGGGUGCCAUUUGCCACUGGAAGGGGGGUGGGUGCCUAAGGCCCACUGAGCAGUGAGAGGAAGGUAGUCCUGCCCAUCAGCCCGGAAGUGGGCAAGGCCCAAGCUCUGCUUGCAGGGAGCACAGAGAGGGUAUCCUGAGCCCUCGAGUGCCAAGGGUACUGAGAACCCUGCCCUUGGGUGUGAUAACUGCUGGGGCCAUUUGAGCUGGAACUAAGACCCAGAUAGUUGUAGAUAGCACUUAGGACAGUGAUUUGUGUUGGUUAGAAGUUGGUGAGGUGCCAGGCACUGGGUAGAGCACCUGGUCCCCAGGAUUGUCUCAGGGAAGUCUUGAAAACUACAGAGGUGGUUCCCAGGAAAAGGCCCAUGUGGCAGAAGGCAAAGUACUCUACAGUAAGUCCCCAACUUAGUAAUUGAGUUAUGAACUUUCACAGGUGUACUGUAUAAGACUCACUUUGUUGUAUUACAAGGGAACCUGACUUAAUGAACAAUCUCACAGAACUUGUUUUAAGAAGUCAAGGACUUACUGUAUAAGCCAUGAAUGAUGCGGGGAGCUUGCCCACCAGGAUAUGGUGGGGCAAGAAGGAAGCCCCUCCUGGCCAGCCUCCAGCCCUCUGCAUUCACCCUGGUCCUACUGGACUCAAAACUUAACUGUCUUGAAAUGUACAGAAGGUGAAGUCUCGCCCCCCCCUGCUCCCCUAGUCCUGGGAAGUCUCUAGGAAGCCUGUCCUGACUACCUGUGCCCACAGUGCCCCUCCGAGAGACUGUGUGCCUGUUACCAGAAGCCAGAUCCAUGUGUCUGUAUGUCUGUUCUGCCCUUGUCCCCCGGGCUGACCUUCAGGCAUGGGCUGAAGCUGGUUCUCCUCUUGUAAACCCCUCAGCCCUACCCAGCCUGGAAUGGGCACCAAUAAACUGCGUGUUGACUGAACAGACCCAGGUGUGGGGGAUGGGGAGGGGUGGGGAAGGAGGAUAAGAGGUGAAGAGCUAAAGUUGCCCAGGCUCAAGCCUCAGCCACCUGACUAACCCCUCCACUUUGGACCCUUACGGCAUCCCACUUUACCAUCUACAAAAUAU